GAUUGGGAGAUCCAUAGGGCGGCGCACAAUUGGCCCAGCGUGGACAAGGUUUGUUCGGGUAGGCCGUCAUAGUUAAGAACCUAUUCUUAUUUACAGACUUACCUAGUUAAAUAAAGGUUACAUAAAAAAAUGUGUGUUCAGGAAUGUAUUUGUUCUCCAGUCCCUUUAACCUGACGCUAUUUUGAAUACAGUAGCGGCAGAUGUCGUCGCACAUAGGCUGGAUCACAUGGUACGCAUAGUGUGUGACGUAGUAGGUUAUUGGAUAGAAGAGGAAGAGAAGAUGUCUACUGCCAUCCUAAUAUAGCAGAAAAUAAAAACAUCGACCCAAUUCAUUCUACACUCAUCAUUUAGCGGUCUAGGCUACAACCACUGCAUGGUAUUGUUGCAUAACGGUAUCAAUGGCUGUGGCACAUGCGAAACAAACGGUCCUAAAUCCGGUGAUUCCAUUCACUGGGGCCAUACCUGGGGGACUACACCCCGGGGAGAUAGUCCUUAUCCAGGGCACUGUUCACAAUGAUGCUGACAGGUUCCAGAUGGACCUAUCCUGUGGCACCAGCACUAAACCUCGUGCGGACAUCGCCCUCCACUUCAACCCCCGUUUUAAGGGCUCCCCGUGCGUGGUGUGUAACUCCCUGGUGCAGGAGAGUUGGGGCUGGGAGGAGACCCUUCAGCAGCUGCCCUACAGACAGGGAGCAGCCUUCGAGACGAUCAUCCUGGUCCAUGAUGAUGUCUUUAAGGUGGCAGUAAAUGGUUCUCAUUUGUUAGAAUACAAGCACAGAAUCCCACUGGACAGGAUUGACACAUUUUCUAUAUCUGGGAAAGUCAAGGUGCGCGCCAUUGGCUUUAUACCAAGCUCAGCAAUAUACUCAAUCUCAGGUGACCUGAGUCUCCCUUACAAAGGCAGUCUACUGAAAGGGGUGAGUCCAGGACAGCACAUCACAAUCAAGGGACACGUCAGCAUGUACCCACACAGCUUCACUGUGAACCUCCGCAACAACGGCAGUGAGAACAUCGCUCUGCACCUGAACCCCCGGAUGAAGUCGGCCCUGUUCAUCAGGAACUCCUACCUGAGUGAGUCCUGGGGACCAGAGGAGAGGGAGCUUCCCGUCUUCCCCUUCUCGCCUGGGGAGUACUUUGAGAUGCUGAUCCUCUGCCAGCCCCACCAGUUCAAGCUGGCGGUGAAUGGCUCUCACCUGCUGGAAUACAGGCACCGGGUGCAGGACCUGAGCACCAUCAACCAGCUGGAGAUCAUGGGAGACCUGGAGCUGAUGGACAUCAAGCUGUGGUGACCUAUGACAGAGGCAAGCUAGGCCACAAUGGGCUAAGCCCUAUUCUGGACGACAGGCCCGUUCACAACUCCCCCACCCUGGGCAGUGAGCAGUGCUUGAGCCAGCCUGAUUAUGGGUUCCAAUGUCUGAGCCAUGAGGUUUACAGCUGAGGUAGCCUUGGAUCUGUUUGAGUGGGUCUACAGGAUUUGACAGUAAUACUUGUAUGCACUAUCUGGUGCAAGGGAGGCUGGAAUAAUGUGUAAUGACAGGAGUAUUAUAGAAACAGCCCCAUUUACACCUUGCGCUAACCUGUGGGUUUUGUGAUCUGAUCAAGAUUUGUUGCGUCUCUAAAUAGUAUUAAAAUGUAUCUUAUCCAUCCGCAUUGACUGGAUUUCCUAGUCCCUCCCUUACAUUUGAAAUUAUUUAUUUAUUUAAAGACAAUUAUUAAUGCCACCUGUCAAUGAUUUAAAUGGUUUGACCCUCCAGAUCGGUUUACAAUGGCUUGUCUGACUACCUCUGGAGGUGGUCAGGAAGAUAUGACUAAUGUAUUUUAAUCCACUACACCGGUCUAAAAAUAUGGUCACAAUCAAGACAGAGGUCGCUUGUUAGCACCAGGUAUAAACUCAUUGGAAGGCCAUAAUGUCCAUUUACAUUGACAGGGACUGUGAUUUGGAAGGGCUCGACUAAAAUAUCUCUUGGAGCUGCACUGUUUCAUCAUUCUAAAAUUAAAUACUUAACCCUAAUCACUAAAAUACACUCAUUCAUCCAUCUCAGGUUCUUCAGUGCUGAAACAAAUUAUAGGAUGGUUACAGGUGCUGCUUGACAAUUCAGAAUAUGAAAAUCCUGAAUAUAUAUAUAAUGUUCUGUACCUGAGGGAACAUGUGGCUAUUUAUUUACCCUCUGUAGGAUAUGUUCUUCAAAUAUAAUCCAAUAGCUGUUUAAGUUCAUACAUUAAAGGCAAUAUGGCCUGAAAAGGUUGUCACAAGGUCAAACUCUUUCAUGUGAAAUGGCCAAAUCUAGUUGACUAAGCUCACCGACCAUAUGACCUAGGGCUGGGUUCAAUCCGUAUCGCCUGAAGACCAGCAUUAUAGCUUGAUUGAAAUGUAAAGGCAACAUGCGGAUACUGCAUUGGAAAUGACCUUCGCAUUUUAACAUGUCUCUUCCGCGAUAGGGGUUAAACCCAGCCCCUAGUCUAGUGCACUUCAAUUCAAGCACAACUACAAUACAGGGUCAAACCAAUUGCACUGGGUGGUGAUGGUUCAAUGAAAACAAGGGCUGGAUUAAAUCCGUAUUGCAGAAAGAUCUGCGUUAAAAUGUAAAGGUAAAUUCCGAUUGAGCUGACAUAUGCAGCGUUUACCGUGAAUAUUGCCUUUAAAUGUCAAAUCGAGCUAUAACGUGGAUCGAAUGUAUGACUGCAUGGCCACUAUUUUCAUGCUUGGCCAAAAGUCCAGCGCUAUAGCACGCUUAAAAUUUAAAGGUAAUUUCCAAUUGAGCAGACAUGCGUUUACCGUGAAUGUAGUCUUCGCAAACGUGGGAACAUUGCAAGUUCUUUCAGUCACCCAUUUUCAGCCUUAUUAUUUAUUUAAUAAAUUCUGUUGAUGUCA
Messenger RNA from Oncorhynchus nerka (sockeye salmon), 2872 nucleotides. Its product is annotated as galectin-8-like. NCBI's taxonomy places the organism in Eukaryota, Metazoa, Chordata, Actinopteri, Salmoniformes, Salmonidae. The coding region runs from base 399 to 1289 and encodes 296 amino acids. Gene Ontology annotation, molecular function: carbohydrate binding. The record is from RefSeq and is a predicted model, not a curated record. Gene Ontology annotation, cellular component: cytoplasm. The transcript is spliced from 8 exons.